Messenger RNA from Cynara cardunculus var. scolymus (artichoke), 1150 nucleotides. RefSeq names its product oligoribonuclease-like. The coding region runs from base 139 to 888 and encodes 249 amino acids. Gene Ontology annotation, cellular component: mitochondrion. Gene Ontology annotation, molecular function: nucleic acid binding; 3'-5'-RNA exonuclease activity. Lineage: Eukaryota; Viridiplantae; Streptophyta; Magnoliopsida; Asterales; Asteraceae. The record is from RefSeq and is a predicted model, not a curated record. The transcript has 9 exons.
GCAACAGUUGGUGUUCGAAAAUCGAAAUCCUUAAUCGGAACUACAAAACGAUCCAUCUUCAACCUAAUUUCCCUCCAAUUGCUCUGCUAUAUGAAGGAUCUUAAUGGUUGAAGAAUCGAAAAAGGAUUUUAAGUAAAUAUGGACAGGCUCACGAAUGCUUUUUCUGUGCUAGAAUUGGAUGUGGAGGAUGAUAGGGAACAGACAACGAUUGUUGCUGAUAAGACAGAGAAAGACAAUGGUGACUCUAAGAAAGAAACUGAUAGUGUCGAGGGUGCGACUGUAACUAAGAAUGAUACAGGCAGGCAUCAAAGCCUAGACAAGCUAGAAGGAGAAUACAGGUUGCCUCUCGUGUGGAUUGACUUGGAAAUGACAGGAUUGAAUGUUGAAGUAGAUAGAAUACUGGAGAUUGCCUGUGUGAUUACAGAUGGGAACUUGACCAAAUCUGUAGAGGGUCCUGACUUGGUCAUACAUCAAACAAAAGAGUGUCUCGAUGAAAUGGGAGAAUGGUGUCAAGAUCAUCAUGCAGCAAGUGGCUUGACAGAAAAGGUGAUCCAAAGUACCCUCAGUGAAAAAGAAUCUGAACAACAGGUUAUAGAAUUUGUCAAGAGACAUGUGGGCACAUAUACUCCUCUGCUUGCAGGGAAUUCAGUUUAUGUCGAUUUUAUGUUCUUGAAGAAAUACAUGCCUGAUUUGGCUGGUCUUUUCUCUCACGUAGUCGUUGAUGUCAGCAGCGUUAAGGCUUUGUGUCUUCGUUGGUUCCCCAAAGAUAACAAAAAAGCUCCACGAAAGGAGAACAAGCACAGAGCCAUGGACGACAUAAAAGAAAGCAUCGCCGAGCUCAGAUACUACAAAGAAAACGUAUUUAAAUCAUCAAAAUCUAAAAGGUAAACGUCAAAUGCAAGAAACACGAGCAUCGACAACAUUUCCAAUUCUCUAAAACGACUCCGUUAUUAUCGACAAGGGGUUGAUCAUCCGAUUCAGGCUUCCAUUUAGUAGCCAGGAGUAAUCAUAUCCUUGUAUGUGUUUGCAUUGUUUGUCUCUUUUUAUGUUACUAUCAGGUUCGUAAUUAUCUGAUGAAUUACUCAUGCUUUAAUCCCAUCUGUUUUUAAAGUAUAUAAUAUUUGUAUACAGUUAAUGCAACAAAUAAACU